Entrophospora candida is the source of this 372-nucleotide messenger RNA. The record is from the annotation of a GenBank genome assembly. NCBI's taxonomy places the organism in Eukaryota, Fungi, Glomeromycota, Glomeromycetes, Entrophosporales, Entrophosporaceae.
AUGAGAAACGGUAAUCAAACUACUAGUAUCAACUCAAAUCGUCGUAUAACAAGAUCCGCUACAGCAGCUCUUAACAAUCAAAUACUAGCUCAUAGUACAACACGAACUACGAGUGUUAAAAAAAAGCAACAACAACCAAAACAACGACAUCGACCAGCACGAGUUAAUCGACCAGAAGGAUAUGCCAAGAACAUUGAAAAAGACACAAUUUUAAUAUGUAUGAACUGUGAAGUUAAACUGAAGGAUAAGCUGUUUGCUUUAGAUUGUGGACAUGUAAGUUGUGGAGAGUGUCAAAGCCAAUUCAAAGCACACAAAAAAUCAUGUCCUGGUUGUGGGAAAAAAACAAAACAAGCUUUACAAUUAUUUGCAUGA